Paramecium octaurelia is the source of this 854-nucleotide messenger RNA. The record is from the annotation of a GenBank genome assembly. Lineage: Eukaryota; Ciliophora; Oligohymenophorea; Peniculida; Parameciidae.
AUUAACAAUACAUAUGUUGACUAAAUUGCUCUUAAAAGCAAGACAAGCUUCCUUUUGUGGUAUGAUCAAUAACUGAAACUAUAGUUUACAUCAAGAAUUCCGUCAACUAUCAUGUAGCCAAUAGCUAAGAUCCUAAUAGCAAAUUCGCGACUCCUUAGUUCAAUUCAAGCAUUCUUGAUUUCGAUAAGGAUUAAGAGAAUAAUGUGUAAAUGCAUUAUUACUAAGGUAUUAAACUAUUAUUUUAACAAUUAGGCAAAUUCAUGCCUGAUGAACUGGAUUGGACCGAUGUUUGGGAAACUGCAUAUUAGAAUUUUACUUAACCAGAAUAUUUAUAUCACUUUUGGUUUUGCGGUGUAUUGUAUUGCUUUGAACCUGAAUGGACAAUUAAUUAUCCUUAUGAGAAAGGACCACUCUCACCUCUUUUUAGAGGAGAACAUGCUUUAAGAAGAUAUCCAACAGGAGAAGAAAGGUAUAUUAAUUUAAUAAUUGAAUAGAUGUAUUGCUUGCAAAUUGUGUUAAAGUGCUUGUCCAGCUAGAGCAAUUACAAUAGAAACAGAACCAAGACCAGAUAAUUCCAGGUAUAUUAUUAUUGUAAUAUCAUUUUAGACGUACAGUACGUUAUGAUAUUGAUAUGACUAAAUGUAUUUAUUGUGGAUUUUGUUAAGAAGCCUGUCCUGUCGAUGCAAUUGUAGAGGUAUUAUAUAUUAUAAAAUACCUAGGGACCUAAUUAUGAAUAUACAACUUAUCAACAUGAGGACUUAUUUUAUGAUAAGUUUAAGCUUCUUGAAAAUGGUGAUAAAUGGGAACCUCAAAUUGCUAGAAAUAUUGAAUAUUUAAUCACAAGAAAAUAUUGA